This is a messenger RNA of Lethenteron reissneri (Far Eastern brook lamprey), 5427 nucleotides long. RefSeq names its product testin-like. Gene Ontology annotation, molecular function: zinc ion binding. NCBI's taxonomy places the organism in Eukaryota, Metazoa, Chordata, Hyperoartia, Petromyzontiformes, Petromyzontidae. The record is from RefSeq and is a predicted model, not a curated record.
CGUGCCACAGAAGUCGGACGGAGCGACCAACAAUGGAGCGAGAGCAAAAGAAGGGUACCAUUUCCCACGAGCUGGGGGCGGGAGCGCCGUGCCUCAAGUGCCGGGAGAAGUGCGAGGGCUUCGAGCUGCACUUCUGGAGGAAGAUCUGCCGCAACUGCAAGUGCGGCCUUGAGGAGCAUGACAUCCAGAUGGAGGAGGAGGCGCAGCGCAAGGUGGGGCGGCUGUUUGAGGAUUCUCGCUACGCCGGGGUGGCCGAUAGAAUCCGCUCCGACAUGGAGACGCGGCUCGAACAGCAGCAGCCGCGGGGAGUGGGCGGCCACAACCACCGCAUCGUCCUGGACGACCGCUCUCCCUCCGCCCAGCUCUCCUUCAGCUCCCUCUCCAUCGGAUCCUCCUCCAGCUCCUCCUCCAAUUUCGACUCUGGCUUCGACUCCGCUUCGCUCGCAAGCGCCGGCUCCGGAAUGCCCAGGUCUGCCGGCGCUGGUCCCGGAGAUGGAAAGGUCUCCGGUUCUGCUGCCGGUGGAGAACCUGGAUUGCCCCGAGCCCCUGGUUCCGCACCGGGGGCCGCGACGGGCCGGGAUUCUAAAACUGGCGGCUCCGUGGGUGUGGGCGGCUCUCCUGGAGGUCCUGGCUCGGUGCAACUUUCUGGGUCGAGUACGGCUCCACCCGCUGGCGGUGUUCCGAGCCGCGUCCCCGGCGCGGCGGGCGUCACGGUGGCCGGGGGGGACGUUCGGACCGCGGUGGUGCUAGAGUGGGCGCCUCCCGGGCUCGAGAGGGCCGUGGCACGGCGCUACAUCGAGCUGCUGCCCAGAGACAAGCAGCCCAUCGAGGGCAGCCAGGGCGCCAUGUAUCGGCGCAGGCAGCUGGCCAGACAGCUGCCAGAGCACGACCAGGACCCCAGCAGGUGCCACGACCUCUCUGCGGCCGAGGUGAAGCAGAUGGAGGACUUUGUCAAGAAGUACAAGGCGGAGGCGCUGGGUGUCGGGGAUGUUAUGCUGCCCCACCAGGUGCUGCUCAUCCAGGGUGGUGUCGGUGGCGGCUUUACCCAUGGGAUGGGCCCAGGGGCCACAGGCUCUGCAAGUUCAGCGCACGGCAGUGGCGCCGGCGGUGGUGGUCAUCCCUCUGCACCGCCGGUCGGUGGCGAGCUCGCCGGAGGAGCGGCCGACAGCCCGUCCCGCAAGAGGGUCACGGCGUCUCUCUUCAUCGCGGGGAGGAAGCCCGGAGCCGGCGCUGCUGACCAAUCGCAAGCGGACAACGAGGGCUUGUCUGGCCAGUCGGGAGCCGCGGGGCAGAAGAGUGGCUCGUGGAACCAAGCAGCAGGUGGAGGGUCAAGCCAGAGGGGUGGUGCUGGUGGUGCUGGUGGUGCUGGUGUUGCUGGUAGUGCUGGCGGUGCUGGUGCCAGCGGUGGUUUUGGUAGUGCCGCUGGUGGUGGUAUUGCUGGUGCCGCUGGUGGUGCUGGUGGUGGUGGUGCCGCUGGUGGCGGUGGUGCUGGCGGUGGUGCUGGCGGUGGUGCCGGCGGUGGUGCCGGUUGGGUUGGAGGUUCAGCUGCCUUUGCCCAAGCAGCUGGGGAAGCUUCCGUCGGCGAAAGAGGAGUCGGAGAUGGAGCGGCACAGGCGCAGAGAGACUAUCGCUGCAACCGCUGCAAGCAGCCGAUGCAGCAGGGCGACCCCGCGGUGUUUGCGGAGCGCGCCGGCUCGCAGCACCUGUGGCACCCCGGCUGCUUCUGCUGCUCGGCGUGCGAUGAGAUCCUCGUCGACCUCGUCUACUUCUGGAAGCGCGGGAAGCUCUACUGCGGCCGCCACUACUGCGACACGGAGCGGCCCCGCUGCGGAGGCUGCGACGAGUUGAUAUUCUCCAAGGAGUACACGCAGGCGGAGGAGCAGAACUGGCACCUCAAGCACUUCUGCUGCUUCGAGUGUGACUGCGUUCUGGCCGGAGAGAUCUACGUGAUGGAGCAGGACAAGCCCGUGUGCAAGCCCUGCUACAUGAAGAAAUACGCACGGUCAUGCCAGUCUUGCCAGGGCAGCAUUGAGCCGGAGGCUCAGCGCGUGACGCUGGGGGAGUUCAGCUGGCACGCCGAUCCCACCUGCUUCCUGUGCUCCUGCUGCGGCAUCCCGCUCGUCGGACUGCGCUUCCUGCCGCACCAGGCCAUGAUCUUCUGCUCCGCCGACUGCCGUGGCAAGGUCGUGGGCUGAGCCCCACGGAAGGGCCUUUUUGGAGAGGCCUUAACCAGCAUAGAAUCGAUGAUAAUGGGUGAUGAUUAUACGUAUCUGUGGGCCGGGGAGUGUCUUCGGGGCCUCAACACGCGGCCCAACCAAGGAAACUGCACGUGAAUCGUGGCUGAAGUUGGCGAUUUUGGGACGUGUAAUCAAUUUUCGAUUGCCGAGUACUUGAGGCUUUUAGCAGCGGCAUGACGUAACCCCAUGCGUGGCGUUGUCAUGACGCUAACGUGUGGUGGGAAUGUCAAAAAAAUCGUUAAAGGUUAUAAAUGCACGAUAUGUUGAAUAGUAAUUUUUUGAACUUCUUCAAGUACUUGGUGAUCGUAGAUUGAUUACUUUGAAAUCAUCCCUACAAUGUAAAUUACCAAUUACAAAGCGGCGGCUGGAAAAAAGUGGAUGAUGUUUUACGUAUGAGAUGUGGUCAAAAAGCUUGUGAAAAUGAUUUUAUCACAAAUUAGUUUGGUGAUUACUGUGUCAGUCGUAGUGCACAAGCAGAGUUAACAGAGAAACAAAAUCAAUUGUCAAAUAACACUGUGUGGGCUUAAUAUUAAACAUAUAUAAUUGGCGAAGUUUUGAGUAAUGACCUUAAUGUGCGAAGAGAAGGGCUAUUGCUGGUAACAUCACCUAUCGUAGAUAUUUUCCUUACAAGGCAGUGUUUUUUUAUCUUGUCCGUAAUAGUUUCUAAUUUGUGUGACGCCCCCCUUCAAAGGCGUCUCUUUCGCUGCACAGCGACUGCCCCAGUUGAACACGGAAUUUUGCGUCGACGUCAUUGCUCAGUCUACGCGCGAUAACCCUCACGUGGUUCCAAACUCGCACUGACUGACGGGCCCUGCGGUGCGAUUGGCCCCGCCGAAGCACACGACUGCGUUCGCACAAUUCAGGAGGUGGUAACGAUGAUGAAUCCAGGUUACAUAUUAGCAAGAAGCGCGGGCCAUUUAUUUAACUCCCUAUUAUCGUGAUAAAAUUAUUUCGUGAGCUUUUGGAUUAGCCCUCGUGGGUAAAAUGUUAAGUAAUGCAAGUCAAGUUCUGUGUGGGCAUUGCAUAGCUGCAACUGUUAUAUUUGAUAAGCAGUCUCUUCUGUUUUCUGGGUGAAUGCUCCUGAUCAGUGUUUAUUUUUUUCAUGAACGACGCGGCAGUUGGCUGUGGAUCUGUGGCUAUUGAUGUGUAACCCCUUUUUCGGAGCCUACAAAACACGCUGAGGAUUCAGUUUUCGUUCCGGAUGGUCACAGAGCCAGGCUGACACUUUUUUCCCAUUGAGUAGUAGGAUAAAUAGAACUCUGUUUAUUCAAAUAUGAUAUUUAAAAAAUAAGAUUUAAGUAGAUUUUCAUUUCACAAAAUAGACUUGUUUUUCCUGAGCAACCACUACUCGUAUCGUCUACUGUCAUUUAGGCAUUGCUUUCACAGUAGCCUUGUGAUUACAGCCGCCUGCAAUUGGUUGGAAUGUCACGUGUGUUUUAUUCCUAUUAUUAAUAGGCUAAGCAUUAGAGUGCAGUUUUUAAAGAUAAUAAUUCACAUUUUUAUCCUGGUGGUGAUGAGGGUACGGUUCUGUGGAAGCACAUUUAUAUUGUUAAACGCCUGACGAAGAUUGAAAAGGAUAUUUUAUUAAAAGGCUUUAUGACUCUCAGGGGUCGGAGCGAAUUCGGGAGGCUCGCAGAACCAGACUAAGGCUCUCUGUAUUUUAAGUGUCGAUUGCUAAUUCCUGCUGCUGAUAAAACAGGAAUAAGGCCCAUUUCGGAGGUUCACAGGACCAGGCUAAGCCUUCCUUCAAGAUCACGAGUUCAUGUUAAUUCCUGAGGCUCACAGGGACUAGAAUCAGGAACCCCAUGAGAUUUAUCAGAGUUCAGCGUGAAAGAUUGUUGCUUGCCCUGCUUCUUCUUUCCCUCUCGAUACUCUUUUUUGUUUUUGUUUUGCUCAUUCACAAAACGAUGGGUGAAAUGUAGCUUGCGGUUUAUUUUGGGGCACAAACUAGCACGUGCUAGGGGUGUUUUUUUUUUACUAUUUUUAAUUUCGCGGCUGUGUAAUUCUACGCGGCGUUGCAUAACUACUGGUUAGCACAUCACUGCUUUACGUUGGUGAAUAUUAAUAAUAAUGAUGUUGGCGUUAUUAGUAGUGAGGGGUGAGGGUGUAAUGUUUGGCUGUCUUGUGAAUGUUUAAAAAAAAAAGGUCUUCUGUUAUGGUGCACAAAAUUGGAUAGCAAUACACUGGGCAUCAGGUUUCAUUCUUUAAGAAUGUGAAACAAGGAAAGUUCCUCUUUCAUUAUGCACUGUAUCUGCUGAGUUACUGUCAACUGAGUGCCUUUACUGCAACUUGAACACACUCUAGGCCUUACACGGUUUUGUCUUUGUUUUUUUUUAGCACUGUUGCACGUUUUUGGAGCAAAUUUAUUUAAGGUUACGUGUGAAGGUAAUUAAAUGUAAGGUACAACCUUAUUUCAGAAAUGUUAUUUUUUGUUCUUAAUAUUCUCGUGCAGGAAAGACAAUCCAGUAACAAAAAAGUUAAAUCGCAAAUUGCCAGGCCAUGGUGUUUACACCUGUGAUUCAUAAUUUUGGUAGAAAAAGUGAGUGUAUUACAUGGAAAUUUGUGAAACGCAAACCCUCUGGGCUGAAAGGUGGCGCCAGGCAGUGAAGCAGUUGUUGUGAGUCUGUGUGCUCACCAUUGAGUGUUAUCACCUCGUACACUCUAGGUUUUCUCUGCCACAUACUCCAAAUGCAGGCCCCAUCGUGAACAAUAAUUGUGAUAUUCAAUGAGGCCUCGCUUGAUGAAGAAAAGUCAAAUAACAUUUGAGCACUGCUGACUGAAUACCCUCAUGCCUUGCGGGUAGUGAGGGUUAUCUGUCUGACCCUGCCCAUAAUGUAGCCCAGCCACCUAUAAAACCUGUUUUUAAACGCAACCAGACUCAACUCUGCUUAGCUUAUGACAUCUGACGCCAGAAAUGAAAAUGUCUUCCUGCUCAAAUGACCAAUGAAGGGGGUCGUGCAUCUCCAUCGGCCACCCUGAACCAGUGAUGGGAAUUCCACGUUCAUGUGACAAGGGCCAGUCCACCCAAAACAUGUCAGGUCCUAGUUUAAAAUAACUGGAGUGCGAAUGAAGUGUACUGUAUUGUACUUUAUCACGGACAUGUGCUAUUUGAGGGAUUUCUUUUUUGUAGUCGGGUAUGGCGUUUUAUGUGUGGGUUAUAAAAAAAUAAAGGUAUGGUUUGAUUUUCAAA